AUGCGUAAUCCUCCGGCAACACUGCGACACAAAUUCCGCAAAGGCACGCACAGCUGCGGCGAAUGCCGCAGACGCAAGCUGAAGUGCACCCUUAGCCCGGAAAGCACCGUCUGCACGAGCUGCCAACGGCGCGGCAUCCAAUGCAUACCCCAGGAAAUGGGACUACCUGUUGCCAAAGCAGCUUCAAAUGAAUGCAGAUCAAAGUCCUCGGGAGUAGUCGUUUUGCAAAAGCCAAAGACACAACCCGAGCGCUUGGAGAAGCAGGCAAACAAGGUCACCGUCGCUGACAGGUGUUUGGCCUCCUCGGUCAGCCCAGAUUCGCCUGUUGAUGCCGUCCCAAGAUCUCUUCAGGCCAGUCUUCCGUCAUCAUCGGACGAACAGACAUGGCCGGCGCGCCAGUCACAGUGCUCAGCAGGAGACGCGUCGUUCAUGAACCCUGAUGUGCUGGGUCGUACUGUGGCGCACAACGCAAAGGUGGUUACGGCGUUGGAAGAGGGCCGCUACUUCGAUGGCCCUUUGACUAGCAGCAUACCUUCGCUUCGUCAAAAUUCUCAGACGAGUGCCCAUCACGACAUUUCAGCUCGCCUUUGCUCUUUCCUUCCUCCAGAAUCUACAGCCUCGAUCCUUCUCACGAACGGCCCGUCUGUGUUCCUCGACCUCUUCAAUUCUUCGCAGCACUUCCGAAAGCUACAAAAGACCGACCAUCCCGCUCUAGUAGCUAACCGGCUUAUGAUGCUCGCUCUCUGCCUUCAGCAGCUCCCGUCCUCAUUCGAUCAAUCCUCACUCGUCUUCCAACCCGCUUUGGUCACUCCAAACCUCAGCUCGAGAAGCCGCAGUAGUGUUGUCAUUUGCACCUGGGUAGAGGCCGCCAGCUGCCUUGUUAGCUGCAACGAUAACCUCAUAUCAAAUGCAGAAGGUCUCGAGGCUCUCAUUUUGCAGGCCACCGUCCAAGCCGACGGUGGUCAUCUUCGAAAAGCUUGGAUGACUGGUCGCAAAGCUAUAUCCAUGGCGGUCAUGCUCGGACUCCACCGGGUGCAGCCAAACUCGGCCACUUUCCUGAGCUCCUGUAUCCCUGGUGAAGUUGUGUCGAGCCAAAUGAUCGACUCACUAUGGUUUCGCUGCAACUGCAUUGACCGCUAUGCUUCCCUCGUGCUUGGACUUCCUCCUGCGUCGAAUGACCUCGACUUUGCCUCCGAGGCAAGGAUGCAAGACAAUACACCAAACGAAUAUUUGGGCAAGACAUAUGCCGUCUGUUCUGGCCGUAUAUGUGAGCGAAAUGAAAAGUUGGCAGCCGGCCACGACGGUCGGGUAUUGACGGAGGAAAUCGAGAACGAGCUUGAGCACAUAGCCCACUUCGUGGACGACACAUGGUGGGAUUCGCCUAGCCUCUGCGUAGCGGGGACUGCACUUUCUGAUGAACUGAUGGUUCUGAAUCUGCAAGUGAGGUAUUACACUCUGACCGUGAUGCUGCAGCUACCAUAUAUGCUGCAGCAAAAGGCGGGCCAAUAUCCCGCCGCGCAUGAGCGUAGCUGCAAGACCUGCAUGCAAGCCUGCCGCUCGGUCAUCCAUCGCUUUGUCCGCUUCCGAAACAUCUACAAGAGCUCCACCACAGGGCGCCAGAUCGACUACGCGGCACUGUUGUCAUGCAUGGCACUUCUUCAAGGGCAUAUAGUAUUGUGGCGCCAGGCCCGACAGAGUAAAGCUCACAGUCUUCAACCUCUUGACGAGGAACUAGUCGACACAGCGAGACAGACCAUGCAGCAUAUCGGUGUUAUGAAUGGAAACGACACGCUGUCGUGCGAGUUUGCAAAGACUAUUUCCAACCUAUUAGCCUACUUGCGGAGUCAUGGCAAAGGAAACAACGGUGGCCUGGAUAGCUAUUUUGCAGAGCCGAGCGUAAGAAUGACUGAGCAGCAGGCGAUGCUUCCCCCGACCAGCCCCUAUAGUAUACUAUUUGACGGUUUUAGUCUAGAUCCAAGCCUUAUAUUUCCAUUCAUAAGCACUGAUAUUUAA
Messenger RNA from Akanthomyces muscarius, 2013 nucleotides. RefSeq lists its product as uncharacterized. The record is from RefSeq and is a predicted model, not a curated record. The coding region runs from base 1 to 2013 and encodes 670 amino acids. Gene Ontology annotation, biological process: DNA-templated transcription; regulation of DNA-templated transcription. Gene Ontology annotation, molecular function: zinc ion binding; DNA-binding transcription factor activity, RNA polymerase II-specific; DNA binding. Lineage: Eukaryota; Fungi; Ascomycota; Sordariomycetes; Hypocreales; Cordycipitaceae. The transcript has 2 exons.